Molecule: messenger RNA, 882 nt
Organism: Echinococcus granulosus
Lineage: Eukaryota; Metazoa; Platyhelminthes; Cestoda; Cyclophyllidea; Taeniidae
Product: Heterogeneous nuclear ribonucleoproteins A2/B1
Exons: 2
Coding region: 1-882 (293 amino acids)
Molecular function (GO): RNA binding
Source: RefSeq, a predicted model, not a curated record
AUGUAUAAUCGGUACUCAGAGAACAAUGACAGCCGGACAGAACAGUAUAGGAAGCUUUUUAUUGGCGGUCUUACGCACAAUACGACAGAAGAUCACCUAAAGGAAUAUUAUUCUGCGUGGGGUGAAAUCGUCGAUGUAGUUGUCAUGAAGGACUCCCAAUCCGGUCGGUCCCGUGGUUUCGGUUUUGUAACUUAUAAGGAGCCUGAAAUGGUUGAUACUGCUCAGGCCAAUCGUCCACACGAAAUCGAUGGUAAGAUAGUCGAAGCUAAAAGGGCAAUGCCCAGGGAAGACUCCUCCUGUGCCGAGGCGCAUAUGACAGUCAAGAAGCUCUACGUUGGUGGACUAAAGAGGGAUGUUACAACAGAGGAUUUGCGUGAGUACUUUUCUAAGUACGGGAAGAUCAUUGACUGUGAAGUUGUCACAUCAAAGGAUACGAAUAUCUCUCGGGGUUUCGGCUUCGUUACCUUUGACGACUAUGAUCCUGUCGACAAGGCUAUUCUCUAUAAGCCACAUACUAUUAAGUCCAGUCAAUCUGACGUUAAAAAAGCUCUCAGCCGGGAAGAGAUGAACACCAUAAGGAGAAAGACAGACUAUAGGCAGGAUUACGGCUACGGCGGUGGAUAUCGCAAUGGGGGCUACGGUCCCCCUGGCGGUUAUAGUGGAUAUCUGCAUCACGGUUACGCUGGUCCUCCUCCAGGCCCGAUGGGUGGUUAUCACGAUAAUUGGGAUCCCUAUCCACCGAGUGGGUGUUGGAAUAAUGGUAUGGGAGAUGGAUUUGGCCACUAUGGCGGCCAGAGUUACGGUGGUGGACCGAUGAGGAGCCCACCAGGUGGCGGUUACCAGCGUAACCAACCUUAUGGAGGUAACUACAGUCGUCGUUAG